Sclerotinia sclerotiorum 1980 UF-70 is the source of this 420-nucleotide messenger RNA. RefSeq lists its product with no specific name. The coding region runs from base 1 to 420 and encodes 139 amino acids. Lineage: Eukaryota; Fungi; Ascomycota; Leotiomycetes; Helotiales; Sclerotiniaceae. The record is from RefSeq and is a predicted model, not a curated record. The transcript is spliced from 3 exons.
AUGUUGAUGCUCAAUGUACUCAAUCUGCUUGAUUUGGAUUGGGAUGGCUGGAUGGAUGGGUACGGAAUAGGAUGGGAUGGGCUAGAAUGGACAAAUGAUGGCACUGGCACUGAUACUGGUGCUGGUAUCUGUAUUUACCUACAGACAUCCAUGACUGGUUACUUGCAUGAGGGAAGAAAUAAAUCAGAUCAGAUCAGAUCAGAUCAAAUACAAAAACAUGUUAAAACCUGCAUUGAAGAAAUGUCUUCUUUUCUAGAAGACGUUGUGAUUCUGUGUCAUCAUAGGGGUACAGAAGUACAUAAGUGGGUCGUUCUGGAAAAGCUUAAUGACGAAGAGUGUACCGGAUCUCCUAUAUUAUGGUCGUGGACCGAAGAUAUGGAACAACGUCGUGGUGAUACUCACCAGAAGAACUCACACUAA